AUGUCAAGCAUAAUUUCAGCACAGACUUUCGUCAUUUGCAUAGAUUUUGUUAUUAUCGCUUACUGUUACUUACCUUUGAAAAAUACUGAAAGUGGUGAAUUUGGUCUCAAAGACAAAUAUGGCAUGCCGUGCUUAUUGCUGAAAUUCUCAGCUCAGUUAUAUAAUUUCAACUUAAAUGGUACAAAUAUUGCUGCUAAGGUACCCGAAUUAACAUCACCGGAAGUGAAAUUGAGUGGAUACUGUGGUAGUAGUGAUGACAUAAACAACAGUAAAGUUGAAUUUAAGGCAAGUUGGAAAAGAGAGGGACGGAGGAAGCAACUUAUCUUAUCCUUCGGAACGGCUUAUGUGGAAGAUCCAGUAAAUCAUCUAAAAAUGCUUCGGUGGCAAUUGAAAAUGGUUACCUAUUCUGAAUCAUAUUCGAGGCAAUCGGUCGAAUUUUCAUCGAAAGAAGUGAUGAUGAGUGCUCCGCUGAAGCAGAAAUUUAUUUGCCACGACAAACUAAAUCUGACACUUACUAAUAGACAUUUCAAGGACUAUAUCCUCGAGCUGAAUCCAGAAAUUAGUGCGCAACCGUACCAAGUCACUGGCAAACAUCCAAACCUAUUCAUCUGUGGCAGCACACGGCGACGAACGCUGGCGAAAAGUUUUGAGAGUCGGAUGACAAUUUUUUCUGGAAUAGUCCUUUGCAUAACAUCGAUUUCGCUGAUAGUUGGAUACAGUUUCCGACGACAGUCACAUCCUACUAGAAAGAAACUUUAUGAAUCACUCACUUAA
This is a messenger RNA of Brugia pahangi, 774 nucleotides long. Lineage: Eukaryota; Metazoa; Nematoda; Chromadorea; Rhabditida; Onchocercidae. The record is from the annotation of a GenBank genome assembly.